AUAGGAGUUAAAAAUGGCGGCGGAUACCUGCCGCCUCGUCCUAGUUGGAUGCAUCUAAGCGGAGACUUCGCCGAAACAUGAGAGAAAUAUUUAUUACCAGGUGACAACGACCGCGUGGCCAAUUUUCUAAGAUGAUUGGCCGACGCUGCGCUCUCAUCGCAUUGAGCGGACUUUUGAUUCUCGUUCUUAGCGUCAACGUAUAUUUUAUUCGAAUGAUCGUGGAGAGUUCGUCGCAGAAAACUUCCUCUAAAGGCAUGCCCGUCUCGCAAUUGAAACCAGAACAGGAACAGUUAGUAAUCCAAGCGGAGCAGAACUUGCUAGUUUCGCAAAAAUCAGUUGCAAAAGAUAUGGUAAAGAAAAUCAAAGAAGAGAUACAAAUAUUGCCAUCGCGAUAUUUCAAACAAAACACUAGCUACACGAUAGUACUCGAACGCUUAUUAGCCGAAUUAAGAAUAAUGCCUAACGUUCAAAAAAAUAUAUGGAGUAUUCCUAACAACAACUGGCCUGAUGCUCACCAAUUAAUACCACCGGUUGCGCCUGAAUUAGGAACGAUUCUAGACAUCUUGCGCAAAUCGAAAGUAAUGCGCGCGGAUAACGCACCAUUUGGUACGCAACUGAAAUUGAUGUUAACUUUGGAACACGGAACGAAAGCAAUGUUUAAGCCGCAGUGGUAUUCUAGAGAUGCAAUUAUCCGAGGGCCUGUAUAUCAUGGAAAAGAUCGGCAUAACGCCGAAGUAGUAGCAUUCCAUUUAUCUUCCUUACUGGCCUUGAGAAGAGUACCGCUUACCGUUAUAAGGAAAUUCGAUUUAAGGAACGAAGUACGACCAUGCGCGACUCCCGAACUUUACUCCACUAUGUAUCAAGACGGUAAUGAUACUUGUUUGUACGGCGUUUGUCAUUAUUGUUCUCCUGCGGAUCCAGUGUGCGGGGACGGGAACAUCUUGGAAGGUGCUCUAAUUUCCUGGUUACCGCGAUACUUAAGACUUGUCAAGCAUCGUCAUCCGUGGCAGAGGACUUACAAGAAGAACAAACUUGCCGGUUGGGAGACAGACGAAAAUUAUUGUGAGAAAGUAAAAGAUUCUAAAGCGUAUUCUCCGCAAUCGUCGAGUAGACUCUUAGAUCUAGUGGACACAGCGAUUUUCGACUUUUUAAUGGACAACGGUGACCGUCAUCAUUACGAAUUAGCGCAAAAUAAUUUUCACAAUCCAGCUGUUCUUUUAAUCGAUAAUGGGAAAAGUCUCGGAAACCCGGAUGUUGAUCAUUUUGACAUCCUAGCUCCUUUAUAUCAAUGUUGCAUGAUUCAUAAAUCUACAUGGGAUCGUUUAAAGUUGUUUAGUGGCGGCUCUUUGAGCAUAGUUCUCGCGAGGCUCGUCGCUCACGAAUCGUUAAUGGCUGACGUUCAACCCCUCAUUACAGAAGCACAUUUAAACGCCAUGGAUAGGAGAUUGCUCACUAUUUACGCAGUCAUAGAAUAUUGUAUAAAGAGUAAAAAGUAUGCUUCCAAUGUUAUUUUAGAUCAUCGGUAGCCUACAGUUUAUGGAACAAUUUUAAUCUCUGGGAAUCAAUCAUAUUUUAAAUCGAAUAAUUGACAUACUUUCUUACGGCGCAUCCUUUCGAUGAAUUUCAUCAAAUAAGAAUCAAGCCUAAUUUUACUCACAUUACUCAGUGCUUAUUACGUAAUAUUUAUAAACGAAUGAAAUAUGUAUACCUCUGAUUUAAAUAAAAUUUAUAAAUAAACGAGGA
This is a messenger RNA of Ceratina calcarata, 1743 nucleotides long. Its product is annotated as glycosaminoglycan xylosylkinase. Bases 132 to 1526 code for a protein of 464 amino acids. Gene Ontology annotation, biological process: protein phosphorylation. Gene Ontology annotation, molecular function: phosphotransferase activity, alcohol group as acceptor. Gene Ontology annotation, cellular component: Golgi apparatus. Lineage: Eukaryota; Metazoa; Arthropoda; Insecta; Hymenoptera; Apidae. The transcript has 6 exons. The record is from RefSeq and is a predicted model, not a curated record.